GGGCUGAUUAGAGGGCAGAGGAGGGAAGGAGGGAUCGCUUGGUAGGAGGGGUCCUUUGGGUUUAGGAGUUUCUCCUGGAGGUUGGAGAUCCCACCUCUCACGGAUUGCGGGGGUCCUUCUGAAGGAUCGAGGACCCUCUGGUUUGGAGGUCCAUCUGGGAGCAAGAAGAAAGGAAGAGCAGGAGGAGGAGGGAGAUGUUUGACUGGGAUCUCCUAAAAAUGAAGUCCAUCGAGCCCUAUCAGGAAAUCGUGGAAGAAUAUUUGGUCAAAACCAAGAACUAUAUAAAUGGACACUGCACCAAAUAUGAGCCCUGGCAGCUGAUUGCGUGGAGCAUCUUCUGGACCUUGAUUAUUGUGUGGCUCUAUGGCUUUCUCUUCCAGACUGAGAGCUUAUCUUCAAGGGUCCAAAAGAAGAUUUUUAGAAUCAUCAGAAAAGCUCCUAUUAUUGGUAAUAAGAUCCAGCAGAGACUUAACAAAGUCAAGGAAGAUGUUCUCAAGACUCUGUCCUUCCUCAAAGUGAACCACGAGUAUGUGAAAAAUCUGCCGAGCGAAGGCUUGAGCACAGCCGACAUCCUGGAGAAGCUCAAGGAUUACCGCUCUCUGGAAAAUUCACAUUGGGAAGAUGGGAGAGUCUCGGGAGCAGUGUACAGCGGGGACGAGAAACUCACCCAGCUUCUUGUAAAGGUUUAUGGAGAUUUUGCAUGGAGCAAUCCAUUACACCCAGAUGUCUUCCCAGGGAUUCGGAAGAUGGAGGCAGAGGUUGUGAGGAUAGUUUGCAACCUCUUCAAUGGCGGACCAGAUUCUUGUGGUUGUGUGACGUCGGGCGGGACGGAGAGCAUCCUGAUGGCCUGCAAAGCCUAUCGAGACCUCGCUUAUGAAAAGGGCAUCAAAGUUCCAGAAAUUGUGGCUCCUGUCAGUGCCCAUGCUGCAUUUGAGAAGGCAGCCCAUUAUUUUGGGAUGCAGCUGAUAAGGAUCCCACUGAAAAAGAAUAUGGAGGUGGAUGUCAAGGCCAUGAGAAGAGCCAUUUCCAGUAACACUGCGAUGCUCGUCUGCUCCACGCCUCAGUUCCCCCAUGGGGUAAUGGAUCCCGUUCCUGAAGUGGCCAAGCUGGCUCUCAGGUAUAAAGUCCCUCUCCAUGUAGAUGCCUGUUUGGGGGGCUUCCUCAUUGUCUUCAUGCAGAAAGCUGGAUACCCACUAGAUCUUCUGUUUGAUUUCCGGGUAAAUGGAGUGACCAGCAUUUCAGCAGAUACGCAUAAGUACGGCUACGCACCCAAAGGCUCGUCGGUGCUGAUGUACAAGAACAAGGAAUACAGGCGCUACCAGUUCUUCGUCAGCUCCGACUGGCCGGGGGGCAUCUACGCGUCUCCCAGCAUGUCGGGCUCGAGGCCCGGAGGCAUUGUCGCAGCCUGCUGGGCCACCCUCAUGCACAUGGGCCUCAGCGGCUACGUGGAGGCCACCAAGAGCAUCAUCAGGACCGCCCGCUUCCUCAAGUCAGAGCUGGAAAAAAUCAAAGGCAUCUUUGUCUUUGGGAACCCCCAGUUGUCCGUCAUCGCCCUCGGCUCUCGUGACUUUGACAUUUUUCGUCUUUCUAAUCUCAUGACUGCCAAGGGUUGGAACUUGAAUAUUUUGCAGUUCCCAUCGAGCAUCCACAUCUGCAUCACGCUGCUCCACACGCGCCCCAAGGUUUCCAUGCAGUUUCUGAAGGAUGUCCGGGAGUCCGUCACCCAGAUCAUGAAGAACCCCAAGGCCAGGACCACCGGCCUGGGCGCCAUCUACGGUAUGUCCCAGACGGUGUCUGACAGGAAGAUGGUGGCAGAACUGACAGAGGCCUUCUUGGACAGUCUCUACAUCACCGACACGCCUCCGGGCAGCCCGAAGAACGGCUCCCCCAAGCCCCACUGAUGGGCCCGGCUGGCCUUGCCAGGCUCCGGCCUGGGCUGAUCUCGCGAGGGAGCAGGCCGCUCUGCCCGGGCAGCCGUGCACAUUCCACCAGAGGAGCCGCUGGGGCAUCUGGGCAGGGGGCUCUCCUUUUACCCCCUCCACGUCCCGGGGCUGCUUUUAAUUUGAACCCAACGGAAGGGUUUCCUUCUUUAAUGAUCUCGUCCCUGUUUUCAUCCAUUCCUAGGCCUUUUAUUGGGGGCACCUUCACCCUCCUCUAGUGAUUUCGUGGCUGCUCAUCAGGGAGGCUGGGGCACUCCGUCUGGCCUCCCUGGGGGCCUUUCUUCUUCCUUGGCCGAGCACGGAGGUUUUCUUUGGCCCUCCUCCUCCUCCUUUCUCUGGGGCCCACUGGGGAGGACCACGGCCCAUCGCUGGUUAGCUAGUAGGAGGCGCUGCUCCUGGUGGGAGGAGGCCGGAUGGAGGGGUCCGGCUCAGGCCUGCCAUCCCACCGGAGGGAUGCUGGCCUGGACUUCUCUCUCCACUGGGCCACCAGAGAUCCCCUUCGCUCCUGGUUUUCCCUCUCCUUCCCGGGCUGCGCCUCUUGGGGCUUGCCCGCUCCUGGGAUGGGCUCAGCUCCUGCACAGGUUGGAUGGAGACAUUCCCCCCCCCUCCACCCCUGGCGUUUCUGCCUAUCAGAGGGGGAGCCGGCGGGGAGGAGACAAAAGCCCCGUUUUUGCUCUCCCCUCAUGCCCUUGUCCCUUUGGCUCCAAACCAUCCUGUGCGUAAAACUGGUACAAGAGUCGGGAUCCCGACGACGUGAAGGCACGUGUUAAAGGGCAUUCACCAAUUUGCCUUGACUUCUUCUGGCUGCUUUUGGGGGGGGUCUUAUCCGAGGGGGGUCCCACACCCCACCCCACACCCCACCCCACACCCUACUCCACACCCCAUACCCCAGGCCUAGUUCAUGCCCCAGACCUUGCUUAACUCCCUGUGGUACCCAUGGCCGCCACACCUCGGCCCGGUCCUUAGACUCCUGGCUUUCUCUCUUACCCCUAGCGGAAAGGUGCAGGUUCAGGGCAGCA
This is a messenger RNA of Gracilinanus agilis (Agile Gracile Mouse Opossum), 2959 nucleotides long. It is a transcript of the gene SGPL1, whose product is annotated as sphingosine-1-phosphate lyase 1. NCBI's taxonomy places the organism in Eukaryota, Metazoa, Chordata, Mammalia, Didelphimorphia, Didelphidae. Gene Ontology annotation, molecular function: sphinganine-1-phosphate aldolase activity; pyridoxal phosphate binding. Gene Ontology annotation, biological process: carboxylic acid metabolic process; sphingolipid catabolic process. The transcript has 15 exons. The record is from RefSeq and is a predicted model, not a curated record. Gene Ontology annotation, cellular component: endoplasmic reticulum. Bases 195 to 1901 code for a protein of 568 amino acids.